AUGGCCAUUUCCAACACUUCCCCAGCACCUAACAAUGGUUUGGACGCGUUUUUGGACGCGUCACGUGACGCGGAGCUCCCUGUCACACCGGGUCACGUCACCAUUGCUUCCUCAGCACCUGAUGCUGGCUCUGGCGCAUUUUUGGCCACAUCAUGUGACACUCCAGGCCAUGUCCCCAGGCAGGAGCCCAGACCUACUGUCGACUGGAAUGCCAGGCUUCUGCAGGGCUUUGAUGCAAGUUUUGCUGCCCGCCUGCAGCGAUGUUAUCGCCAGCCUGUCAACAUGCUGGCCCCACCUCCCACCUCCACAACUCCUCCAGUACCUGCUGCUUCUGAGUUGUCGGCGCCUGCUGUGACCGACUGGUCUGCUGAACUCCAUCGCCGCUGGUCCGAGAGCCACAUGACACGUCUUGAACGGAGACAAGUCAACGACCCGUAUGCUAAGGUCGCCACUCGGCGAGAGGAUCGCAAUGCCAUGGAUCAGCAACUCCAUGACCUGCAACGAUCUAAGGUAAAGUUGGCAAAGGAUAUCAUGUGGUGGGAAGAGCAACUUGAGCAUGACCGCAAGAGUGAUGAUAGGGAUGUGGAUACCUUCUGCUCUCAGUUGGAGGAGGCACUGAAAUGUCGAAAGCGUCGCAAGGUGGUGGAUGCUUGGUGA
Molecule: messenger RNA, 657 nt
Organism: Suillus paluster
Lineage: Eukaryota; Fungi; Basidiomycota; Agaricomycetes; Boletales; Suillaceae
Exons: 3
Coding region: 1-657 (218 amino acids)
Source: RefSeq, a predicted model, not a curated record